CAACCAUGGAAAUGAUAUGUGAAAUGGAAAUGCUGAAAUGUGUACUAUUGAGCUUGAUCUCCUCCUCCUCAUAGCCACUAAUUUACCACAUAAACACACUUCACGCCCUGAAAAAUCCUUAUUUUUUAAAGGGGGAAAAUCAUACAAUGACUUCUCUCACCUUGGACGAGGCGAGAGGGAGUAUCAGACACUUACUGACUAAAAACCACCCCGUUCCUACUCCUGCUUUUCAAGCCGGAGCCUCGGUACCUAAAACCCGCUAGCUAGUCCGCAAUCCAGGUCUUCAAAAUACCUAGGAGAAUCGCUUAACAAAAAUAAACUUUUGCAAAAACCGAUUUUAAUGUCACAACUAGGUACAACACUAGUCUUGCAAUUAUUGAACAACUGUCAGCACUUCAGUAGUGUCAAAUUUAAUGUCAAAGUCACAAUCAAUAUUAUGAUUUCUUGUUGUGUUAUUGGGUUUUAUUUAUUUACGCGGAAUCAAACUAAACAACAGUCGAAAAAACUGAAUAAAUACACAAUAAUGAUACUCAACCAAUUGUGUUACAGCUUUGAUUACUUCACCUAGACGCCGAAAUCACACAGAUAUGUAUUCUUUACAAGUUGUAAUUCAACAUUUAGUUCUCGAAAUAUAAAAUAAAGGAUAUAUUCAGCGAUGGAUAUUACAGAAGAAGAGUUCUGUCGUCUCUGCGGCGACUUGAAACAAAACAGCGAUCUCAUUGACUUAUUAAUUGACACCGAAAAACUUCUAAGUAUCAACACAAUGCUGGAAAGAUUCAAUAUAACUUUGGAUUUAGAAAAGAACCUGCCUACAUCAGUUUGUUCUACAUGCACAAGCUCUUUGAAACAAGCUUACGACUUUGUGAGUUUCCUAGACCUUGCACAGAAAGCUUUUGAAGACUGUGUAUCGUCCUCGGAUGGUGAAAAUGAUGAUGACAGUGUUUAUCUUGAUGUCUGCUCCGCUGAGGACAGUGAGAUAAGUGAAGAAAUGACUGUAGGAGAUGAUUAUGAUAUGUCUGGGGUAAAUGAAGAUUGCGAGAAGGAUGACGAAGAGAUAUCUAACAUAGAUGAAGUUUAUAAGGAAGAUACAGGAUCAAUUGACGAUGAAGAAUCUACAGAAAGUGAUGAUGGACCAAAUACACGAUCCAAAAGACUUAAUGCAUCAAAGAAUGCGAAAUAUGAGAAGCCUAUCAAGAAAACUAAUUUAAAAAAGAAGAGAACAGAAGCUGAGUCAAUAGGAGACAUCGAGGAGACUGAAACCGUAGAAUUAAGAAGAGGACGAAAGAAAUCUUUAAGAACGUUAAUAAGUUCCGAGUUAACCCCUACUUGGAAGACGUACAAAUGGAUCUGUGCGUAUUGCGACGGCUAUUACUACAGUCUGAGCGAACUAAGAGUACACAGCAUGCAGUACCAUAACAUCUGCAACCCUUUCCGCUGCUUGGACUGCAGAGCUAGAGGCUCCCACAUAGACAAAUUUAUCAUGCAUGUUGUUAAACAUCACCCAAACUUAACAUUAAUUUGUCACAUAUGCUCUUCGGACUUCAGCACAACAGUGGAAUUGAGACAACAUAAACAAAAAGUACAUAAACUCCAUAGAUUUACUCACAUUUGUGGCAUGACCUUUCAAACCAAAGAAGAAUUGGAAAAUCACAAAAACAAUUUCUACAAGAACGUUACAAUACGCAUGACACCAUUCAAAGAUGAUGAAAUCUUAAUCUGCGUUAUUUGUAAAAAGAUUCUUAAAACCAAGGUCCUCUUGAAUCGACACUUGUUAAUUCAUACGGACAGAAAACGUAAUCACCCGUGUAAGCUUUGCAAGAAGCGUUUCUAUACUAAACGGGAACUAACUCAACAUGUGGUCGUACACUCAGAGAAAAGACCUCAUAAGUGUGAAAUAUGCGAUUUCCCAUUUAAGAUGAAAUCUGAUCUUAGGAAACAUGUUUUGAAACACUUUGAAAUGAAGCAGUUUACUUGUGACCGAUGUGGGAAGAGGUUUCGGUUGAAGAAAGAACUGAUAGUGCACAGCAAGAUACAUAAAGACACUCGUCCGUUCAUCUGCGAUUACUGUAACAAAGCCUUUCGCUACAAACAUUUGUUAUCGCAGCACAUCCGUAUACACACCGGAGUUAAACCGUACAAGUGUAAGAUAUGUUCGAAGAAAUUUACAAACUGGCCAAAUUACAACAGACAUUCAAAAGGUGUGCAUGGAAAGAACUGUGCAAGGAAGAAAACUAGCAAAGGUAAAGAUAGGGAGAAGUCAUUACAUGGGGAUUCAACAUUUUGGAACCGCAGAAAAAGGGCAGGCCAAAGAAAUCGGAUAAAAGCAAAAAAAAAUAUGCAAAAGAGUGAUUCAAAAAUUCAUACUGAUACAGGUUUGGGAAGUAAUUUAAAAGUUUUUGAUAAUAUUUUUUAUUUUAUGGUAACUAUUCUAAUUUGUAAGGAUUUAUUUAAAAUGGUUUAUAAGAAUUUAAUUAUUUAAUAGAAUAAAAACCUAAGAGGUCUGGUAAGGUAGGGAGACAUUAAUUUUUUUAUGUAUUUAAUACAUAUUAUUUCAAAAAACAUAUUAAUAUUACGUUUAGGAAUGAAAAUCAAAGAUAAUUUUGUGAUUAAAGAUUGUGAUCUAAUUUAUAUAAUUUUUUGUAAGUACUCAGUACAUUUUAUUAGGGUUUAUGUUGCUCAUAGAUGCUCUUGUAAGGUGGAUAAGAAAUUUUAUAUUUUUCUAGGCUUUAAGAUCUUUUUUGAACCUAUUUGAUUUUUAUGGACUCCUACAGGUGUCAAAGUAAAAUCAUACUAAGGUAUGAAUAGAUUAUAACAAAUUAAAAUUCUAUAUUUUUAUAGUAACUAUCCUACUAAAAAUCACUGUUUAGUCAGGUGCAUUAAUUGAGUAAGCUAGUUUUGAGUCCCAUAGAGACUCUUCAUCAUGAGCAGCUAACAUGAAGAAUCCAACUGUGAUUUUUUGUUUAAUUACAAUUCUGUAUCAAAAUAGUACAUACAUACCAUUGAUUGGACUGUCUUUUUAUUAUAAACAUUUUUUACUAAUUGUAUUUAGUUGUGUCACUUACCUCAAUAAUAAGUUGUAAUAAGUCUCAAUGUGUCCAAUAAAACAAUAUAAACUUCU
This is a messenger RNA of Spodoptera frugiperda (fall armyworm), 3118 nucleotides long. RefSeq names its product zinc finger protein 567-like. Gene Ontology annotation, cellular component: nucleus. The transcript has a single exon. Bases 656 to 2479 code for a protein of 607 amino acids. Gene Ontology annotation, biological process: negative regulation of transcription by RNA polymerase II; regulation of immune system process; regulation of cytokine production. NCBI's taxonomy places the organism in Eukaryota, Metazoa, Arthropoda, Insecta, Lepidoptera, Noctuidae. Gene Ontology annotation, molecular function: zinc ion binding. The record is from RefSeq and is a predicted model, not a curated record.